Molecule: messenger RNA, 1200 nt
Organism: Penicillium odoratum
Lineage: Eukaryota; Fungi; Ascomycota; Eurotiomycetes; Eurotiales; Aspergillaceae
Product: trehalose-6-phosphate synthase
Exons: 3
Coding region: 1-1200 (399 amino acids)
Biological process (GO): trehalose biosynthetic process; cellular response to heat
Cellular component (GO): cytosol; alpha,alpha-trehalose-phosphate synthase complex (UDP-forming)
Molecular function (GO): catalytic activity
Source: RefSeq, a predicted model, not a curated record
AUGAUGCCUGUCCCAUCUUUCUGGACAGUCAUCUUGCACAUGAACAUUAUAACGGAUUUUCAAGUGAGUGGCUUCACAGUAGUAAAGGAGGUGCUGACCCUGGCCAUAGACUGCAUGCUAUGGCCUAUCCUGCACUACCAGUCAGGUGUGACAUUCGACGAUGGGCCCUGGCAGGCCUAUAAACGGGUCAAUGAACUUUUCGCCGAUCAAAUCGCCGAUGCUGCUGAUACCGGGAAAUUGGUCUGGGUUCAUGAUUACCACCUGAUGCUUCUCCCGGAAUUGUUACGCUCCCGACUAGAGCAGCAGGGCAAGUCUUGCGCAAUUGGAUUCUCAUUGCACACACCAUUCCCGGCCGGUGACUUUUGGAGGGCCCUUCCUGUUCGCAAGCAUCUGAUUGAGGGCUUGCUAGCCAGUGAUCUGAUUGGCUUUCAUACGGAUGAGUAUAAGCAAAAUUUCAUCGAGACUUGUGGGAAUUUGCUCAACGCCCGCACGGAAAUUCAAAACCAAAUACAGUAUAAGAACCGGCUGGUCUGUAUCGGCAAGUUCAUUGUUGGAAUUGAUCCGCAGAAGUUCACCGAUACAUUGAAAAACCCCGAGGUCGAGAAUAGGAUCAAGACGUUGAAGGAGAAGUAUAGGGGUAUGACUGUCAUUGUUGGUGUCGACCGGCUAGAUCACAUCAAAGGCCUCACGCAGAAAUUGAAAGGCUUUGAUUCCUUCCUAGAUGACCAUCCAGAGCUGCGGAACAAGGUAGUUCUCAUUCAGGUCGCAGUGCCCAGUCGUGAGGAUGUCAAGGAGUAUCAGGAAUUAGAAACCGAGCUAAGUACCUUGGCCGGCAAGAUCAACGGGAAACACUCCACGCCUGACGGGACUCCAUUGCUGUACAUGCAUCGAUCAGUCCCUUUCAAUGAACUGGCCGCACUAUACUCGAUCGCCGAUGCAUGUUUGCUCACUUCAACUCGCGAUGGAAUGAACCUGGUCUCUUUCGAAUAUGUGGCCUGUCAGGAGAAAAGGCAUGGAGUUCUCAUUCUAUCUGAGUUUGCUGGUGCUGCCUCGUUUAUGCGAGAGGGAAGCAUUUGUUUCCAUCCUGCUAACAAGACAGAAAUGUCCGAGGCAAUUUUCAAGGCCCUUACUUUGGAUCCUGAAGAACGCCAGUCGAAAUUCGAGAAACUUCAAAAAUUCGUCCAUACGUACACCAGGUAG